AUGCCUCAAGCAACCGAACUCAAAGCAUGGAGUGCUCUCCAAUCUCACCAUGACAAUGUUGGCCGUAACUUUGUCCUCAAGGAUGAAUUCAAAAAGGACCCUCAACGAUUCGAGAAAUUUUCCAAAACCUUCAAGAACACUGCCGACAACUCGGAGAUUCUCUUUGAUUUCUCCAAGAAUUUGAUCAAUGAAGAUACAAUCAAGGCAUUGGUGGCUGUUGCAAAAGAAGCUGGAUUGGAGAAAUUGCGCGAUGAGAUGUUUGCGGGUGAGAAAAUCAACUUCACUGAAGAUCGUGCUGUUCUUCACGUUGCAUUGAGAAAUGUGACUAGUGAUCCAAUCAACGUGGAUGGAAAGGAUGUUAUGCCAGGUGUCAACAAGGAAUUGAAGCACAUGGAGGAAUUCUCGGAACAAAUUAGAAGUGGAGAGUGGAAGGGUUACACUGGAAAGCCUUUGACUACCAUUAUCAACAUUGGUAUUGGUGGUUCUGAUCUUGGUCCAGUUAUGGUUACUGAAGCUCUCAAGUACUAUGGCGCUAGAGAACAAACCCUUCACUUCGUUUCUAACAUUGAUGGUACACACAUGGCUGAGGCAUUGAGAGAUUCUGAUCCAGAAACUACUCUUUUCUUGGUUGCUUCCAAGACUUUCACUACUGCAGAGACUGUCACCAAUGCCAACUCCGCAAAGGAAUGGUUCUUGAAGAAGACUGAUGGAAAGGGUGACAUUGCUAAACACUUUGUUGCUCUCUCUACCAACGAAGCCGAAGUUACCAAGUUUGGUAUUGAUGCUAAGAACAUGUUUGGUUUCGAAAGUUGGGUCGGAGGUAGAUACAGUGUUUGGAGUGCAAUUGGUUUGAGUGUUGCUAUUCACAUUGGAUUCAAGAAUUUCCACGAGUUGUUGUCUGGAGCACAUGCUAUGGAUAUGCAUUUCAAGAACACUCCACUCGAGGAGAACAUUCCGGUUAUUGCUGGUCUCUUGAGUGUUUGGUAUUCUGAUUUCUUUGGUGCUCAAACUCAUUUGGUUUCUCCUUUCGAUCAAUACCUCCACAGAUUCCCAGCUUACCUUCAACAACUUUCUAUGGAAUCUAACGGUAAGGCUGUCUCUCGUGAUGGAAAGAUUGUCAAGUACACAACUGGUCCAAUUCUCUUUGGUGAACCAGCUACAAACGCCCAACACUCUUUCUUCCAACUUGUACACCAAGGUACUAAGUUGAUCCCAACCGACUUCAUCAUGGCCGCUGAAUCACACAACCCAAUCGAUAACAACAAGCACCAAAAGAUGUUGGCAUCAAACUUCUUCGCUCAAGCUGAAGCUCUCAUGAUUGGAAAAGGAGAAGAUGAACUCAAGGCUGAGAACACCCCAGCUGAAUUAUACAAGCACAAGACAUUCUUGGGUAACAGACCAACCACAUCAAUCCUCGCCCAAAAGAUUACCCCAGGUACUCUUGGUGCUUUGAUUGUUUACUACGAACAUCUCACCUUCACUGAGGGAGCUGUCUGGAACAUCAACAGUUUCGAUCAAUGGGGUGUUGAGCUGGGUAAGAGCUUGGCUAAGAAGAUUCAAGCCGAGUUAGAUGUUAGUGGUAAUGUUGGAGAGCAUGAUAGCAGUACUGGAGGAUUGAUUGCUGCUUUCAAGAAGAAGUCUAACAUCUAA
Molecule: messenger RNA, 1650 nt
Organism: Botrytis deweyae
Lineage: Eukaryota; Fungi; Ascomycota; Leotiomycetes; Helotiales; Sclerotiniaceae
Exons: 3
Coding region: 1-1650 (549 amino acids)
Biological process (GO): glycolytic process; gluconeogenesis; glucose 6-phosphate metabolic process
Cellular component (GO): cytosol
Molecular function (GO): monosaccharide binding; glucose-6-phosphate isomerase activity; carbohydrate derivative binding
Source: RefSeq, a predicted model, not a curated record